This is a messenger RNA of Arvicanthis niloticus (Nile rat), 1022 nucleotides long. It is a transcript of the gene Ms4a4a, whose product is annotated as membrane spanning 4-domains A4A. The record is from RefSeq and is a predicted model, not a curated record. Gene Ontology annotation, cellular component: plasma membrane; Golgi apparatus. Lineage: Eukaryota; Metazoa; Chordata; Mammalia; Rodentia; Muridae.
ACAUGAGCUGUGGGCAAGCCAUUGCAUCUGAACAAAGAACCCGGGGUACGUUCCUGGAGACAGUUCCUCAUCUGACACAUAACAGGCUUUCCAGUUGAGAAGAAAGUAUUGUUUCUGCUGCCAUGAUUGCCAUACAAGGAACAGAACAGACUGUAUUAGAAGCUGGUUAUGGGGCACAGCAGAAUGGACAACCUUUAUAUGUGAAUUCACAUUCAUGGAAAAGAAUGACAGAGAAGUUCUUGAAGGGAGAACCCAAAAUCCUUGGGAUUGUGCAGAUUGUGAUUGCCAUUAUGAACUUCAGCAUAGGAAUCAUGAUGAUAAGUGCUACUGUGUCAUCUGGUGAAGUACUCCCUGUAUCAGUGUACAUAGGAUACCCAAUUUGGGGGUCCCUAAUGUUUAUUAUUUCAGGAUCAUUUUCAAUUGUAGCAGGAAGAAGAACUACAAAAGGUUUGGUUCGAAGCAGCCUAGGCUUGAACAUUACCAGCUCUGUGUUUGCCUUCUCAGGGAUUAUAAUCAGCUCCCUGAGCCCAGGCAUUUAUUCUUACCAUGUAUAUUACUGUAACUAUAGAAGUUCAUCAGAAGGCUGCCACAUGUCCUUGUCCAUUUUAAUGAGUCUGGAUAUCGUGGUAGUCGUUUUAAGUGUGCUGGAAUUCUGCAUAGGAAUAUCCCUCUCUGCCUUUGGAUGCAGGGUAAUGUGUUGUAACCCUGGUGGGGUCGUGGUAAUUAUGCCAUCGAAUCCUGCCAAGGCAGAGACAGCAUAUCCUGCAUCACUUCAAAGUGGAUUGAUGCCACCAGAACAAUGAGAGAAAAAUGUUCCAGAAAAUAUGCACUGAUUAUUUUUCAGGAACCACAUAUGGGAAAGCACAAGAACCCAACUCUGAUGUCUACGUAUGAGUGCACAUGUAUGUUGUGUGUGUGAUUGAAAUGACAUUCUCAUGUUUCAUCAGAAAGUUGGCAGAUCAUUCCACUAGCUCCCCCUAAGAGUGUCAGAAUGUAAUAAAUAAAUCAACCAUAUACUGGCU